AUGGCCGGCUUAUCAGCCGUUAAACGGCAUCACCUGCUCGCAGAGUUCGCCGGACUCAAACAAGCUUGUCCCCAUGGCGUCUACGUUAGUCUCACGCCAGGAGACCCGAGCCUUUGGUCAGGGGUUAUCUUCGUCCGCAAAGGACCCUACGCCCCGGCCAUACUCCGCUUUCACAUCUCUUUCCCCGACUCCUAUCCGGACCUCCCGCCACUCGUCACCUUCUCGACCGAUAUCUUCCAUCCGCUAGUCACCCCACUUACAACCUACAUGUAUUCGACAGACGUUCAACACGGAGAUACUUUCAGCGCCUCAGACGACGAAAGGUUACCGCCCGGUGGCUUCAGUCUACGGCAUGGGUUCCCCAACUGGUUUGGUCGGCGGUCGAGGGCCAGAGCGCAAAUGCAAGCCCAGGGACAGCGGGAAAGGAGCGCAAGUGAAAGCGCCAAUGCAAGCAGCAAUAACAUUGUCGUUGGCGGCAGAAGUGCAGACGGCACGACAACACCGACCCGCCCGAUAGCCACAGCAACAGGGGUGACGGGCACUCCCGGUUCAGAGGCUUCGGGUAUCUCUAUGGCCGCGAGCGUCGCGUCGUCGACUGUGCCAACAUACAUGCAGACAACACGGGCAGGUGCAGGGAGAGAUGGCCGAUCUGUUUCAACGUAUGAAGUAUUGCGAUACAUUCGUAGUACGUUUGAUGAUGAGCUCGUGCUCGACUCCGUGCCUCUUGAGGCUGCAGGAAAUCCAGGCGCGUGGCAUGCUUGGCGCACACACAGGCGAAUGACAGCUAGGAAAAUCUUUCCUCCCGCCACUGGCGGGGUUGAUGGCGAUGUGAGGAGUAGUGCUGGCGACCAUGGUGAAGGGGACGGCGAUGAGGGACAGGAAGGUAAAGCAAGAUCUGGUGCGCCUGUCGCGACUACCACAAUGAUAAGUCCUCCUCCGACUCCUGCAUCACGGCGCCCUGAAGAGUGGAAUUGGGAGGGGGUCUGGGAAGAGAGGGUCAAGAGGGGGGUGGCUACCAGCUUGUCGGAAGCGGUGUUGUUUGGCGGCGCCGGAACAGCGGAUGAGUUGAUCAACUUUCUCAACAUGGACGAGAAUGAGGUCGAGGGAGUCAAGUCCAAUCUGCUUCGUACACUUGGCGCAGUCGCUUAA
Messenger RNA from Thermochaetoides thermophila DSM 1495, 1149 nucleotides. RefSeq names its product small conjugating protein ligase-like protein. Bases 1 to 1149 code for a protein of 382 amino acids. The record is from RefSeq and is a predicted model, not a curated record. NCBI's taxonomy places the organism in Eukaryota, Fungi, Ascomycota, Sordariomycetes, Sordariales, Chaetomiaceae. The transcript is spliced from 4 exons.